CGCCAUGCGUCCGGCCUGCACGUCGGCCUGCACCACGGCCUGCAGUGUGUCCGCCACGUGAAACUCCCUGACCCUGAUGGCGGGCGGGGGCGGCGGCGGCGAGGCCCGCUCCGUGGCCCUGGAGACGGCCUACGUGCACGAGGUGUACGAGGAGAUCUCCGGCGCCAGCAGCUCGUGGAACUGCAGCUGCAACUGCAACACCGCGCCCAGCGGCCGCGCCUGGCCCAAGGUGGCGCAGUUCCUGCACGACCUGGAGCCGGGGGCACUCGUCUGCGACGUCGGUUGCGGCAACGGGAAGUACCUGAGCAUCAACCCGGCCGUGUUCAAGAUCGGGGUGGACCGGUGCCUGUCGCUCACGGAGCUGGCCAGAGAGAAGGAACAUGAGGUGCUGGUGUGCGACAACCUGGCGCUGCCCUUCCGGGACGAGUGCUUCGACGCGGUGCUGUCCGUGGCCGUGGUGCACCACCUGGCCACCACGGAGAGGAGGGUGUCCGCCAUCCGCGAGCUGGCCAGGGUGCUGCGCAUCGGCGGCAGGCUCAUCAUCACCGUCUGGGCCAUGGAGCAGCGCCACCGGAAGUUCGAGUCGCAGGACGUGCUGGUGCCGUGGCACCGGCCGCAGCAGCUGAGCACGCCGUCGCUGGAGCUGACCUCGACGACGACCACCAGCGAGGAGGACCUGCACCCGCCGUACCACGCGUACACGCAGACCUCGGACUCGGACUCGUGCCGGUCGGGGAGGGAGGGGCCGCAGCGCCGGCGCCGCCACCGCGGCCACGGCCGCUCCAUCGACACGGGCCGGCCGGUGUCGUCGUCGCAGUCCUCGUCGUCGCUGUCCUCCCCCAACGAGACCUGCUACUCGUUCGUGCGGCGCGCGCUGCAGAAGCUGGCGGGCGGCAAGCGCUCGGCGCCCUGGUUCCUCGACUCGUGGCACCAGGGCCUGCACCAGGGCCUGCACCAGGGCCUCAAGGACAUGCCCGGCCCGCGGCGCCACGAGCCCGAGGGCUGCGAGGACAGCGACAUCCAGGACCUGCCCAUCGAGCUGCGCCGCCUGGAGGAGGACCUGGAGCCGCCGCAGGGCGCGUCGUCGCAGUCCGGGCGCCGCCAGACGCUGGCCUGCCCGUCGAGCGACCACGGCGCGGACCACGGCGCCGACAUGCUGCCGCUGUACCUCAAGUCCAAGUCGCUGAGCGACAUCCUGAGCACGGAGCCGCGGCGGGCGCGGGACGCGCAGCCCAGCGCCCUGCUGGCCAGCAGCCAGCAGGUGCAGUCCAGCUCGUCCAGCCUGAGCCUGAGCGUCGGCAAGCCGCGCCUGGUCAAGCAGAAGCAGUCCAUGUGCGAAGAGGCGGCGGAGGCCGAGGUGGAGCAGGAGGAGGCCGCCGGCGGGGACCAGCCGACCGACAUGCGCAACCUGGUGCGCGCGCUGCCGGACUUCAAGCGCCUUCACGGCCUGCACGGCCUGCAGGGCGGCCACCACGGCCACGGCGCCCUCCUCGGCCACGGCCACCUGCUCGGCCGCUCGCCGCGCCUCAACGUGUUCAAGCAGAGCUCCAUGAACGAGGAGCUCAUGUCCACGGAGCGGCUGCGCGAGAAGGAGCGAGUGAGACAGAACAUCCAGAAGCAGGCGUCGCUCAACGAGGAGCUCAUGUACAGGCCCGGCGCGCCGCCGCCCGGCACACUGGACUCCCUCCGGGACACGCUCUUCUCCGCGUCCACUGCCAAGCGGUUCCAGCUGCUCAAGAUCGGACUGACUAGCAAGCUCAAGAGCUCAACGACCAACAUAGAGAAGGUGGCCGGGACCUCGCUGAAGAACGGCUUCGUGCGGAUGCUGCAGGGCUGGAAGCAGGCCGGGGAACCGUCGCCCCACACCUCCCCCUCGCCGUCGCGGCAGGCCAGCUGCACCACGCCCAGCGGGUCGCUGACGCCGUCCACGCCGCCGCCAGACAUGUACGGCCUGAAGCGGCCCUCCAGCGGCAGCAUCAACGGCGCCGAGGACAUGAGGGACAUGCGCGGCAGGAGCUGCUCGUCGGGCUCGGGCUCCGGCGGGGAGCGGCGCCACUCCAGGGAGGACGGCUCGGACUCGUCCAAGGACUCCAGCCUGCAGAGCGACACGAGCGUCGACUCGGAGGACAGCUUCGCGUCGGUCAUCUACGUGCCCAAGGCCGACCAGUUCAUGAGCGACCCGCUGGGCCCCAAGACGCCGUCGCCCACACUGUGCACGUCGGCGCCGGCCUCGCCGCAGCCCAGCUCCAUGCCCGGCUCCCUGCCCAGCUCGCCCAAGUGUAGUGAAUGCGCCCUGUUUCUUUCCCCAGCGGGAAGCCCGGGGGCGGGCCGCGGCAUGUUCCCGCUGGUGCGGCGGUCGUCGGGCAGCCUGCCCCGGCCCGCCCCCACGCGCGCCGCGCCGCGCCUCAUGUCCCUGGAGCUGUUCAACCCCGAGACGGACGACGUGGACUCGGACUCGAGCGGCGUGUCGUCGCCGGACAGCGUGGACAGCGUCAUCAGCGUGGCGCUCACCAAGACCUCGGCGGACGGCGGCAAGGAGGCCGCCGCCGACGUGGCCAGCAGCCUGGAGGACGCCGUGGAGGCCGUCAUCAAGGCCAGCCCCAGGGCCCGGCGCAAGCAGGUCACGCUGGACGCCGCCGACCUCAGGGUGGCGCUGGAGGACGACGUGGCCAGGUCGAGCUGGAGUCUGCAGCUGAGCCCCGACAACUCCCCGAACCCCUCCAACAUGAGGAGCAAGUCGCGCAUCAAGGAGUCCGUCAGCAGGUUCUCGCUGCCGGGCAGCCUGGGGGCGGCCAGCCUGGCCAGCCGCACGGAGGGCACCGUCUUCCGGUUCCCCCAGACCAGCAGCCCUUCCAAGGCGGACAGCGUUCGCGCCGGGCGCCGCGCCGACUCCGCCGGCCGCCUGUACGAGGCCAUGGACCGCGCCGACUACACCAGCCUGGGUGCCAUCCCCAAGGACUUCGGCCUCCUCAGCACCAAGACCAACGAGCCCGAGGCCAUGGGUCGCGCGGACUACACCAGCCUGGGCGCCAUCCCCAAGGACUUCGGCCUCCUCAGCACCAAGAUCCACGAGCCCGAGGCGACGGGCAGCGCGGACGGCUCGGCGCUCACCCUCACCGCCAUCCCGGAGACGCCGGACCCCUUCGGCCUGCAUGCGUCGCAGGCCGGCCAGCUGCAGUCCCCGGUGGCGCCCAAGAGCGCGGACCACAGCCCCUCCAAGCUGGGGCGCAGCGUGCCGCCGCUGCACCUGGCGGGCUUCGCCGAGCAGCUGAGCGAGCGCCUCCUGGAGGAGAUCGAGCGCUACCGCGAGGACGGCGCCGUCCGCGACCUGGCGCGCCUGGGCGAGGAGCUGCAGGGCCUGAGCAAGCUCAGCCUCGAGCUGCGGGAGCGGCCGAGCGCGCCGGGGCCCUUCGACAAGGUGCUGGCGAGCCUGGCCAAGAACGUGGACUCGUCGUGCGAGCUGCUGUCGCGGCUCACCAAGAACGCGUCGCUGCCCAGCCUCCGCAGCGUGGACUCGUCGGAGGCGCUGACGGGGGUGUCGAGCCUGAGCAGCUCCAUCCGCUCGACGCGCAGCACGGACGGCGACUCGGCGCCGCACAGCGAGCUGGCCAGCGAGGCCUCGGACGCGGAGCCGCUGCGGCCGGGCUGCUCCGUGGAGUCCAGCGACGGCGGCGACUUCUCGGAGCGGACGGGCACGGGCAGCGUGAGCGGCACGGACAGCCGCCGCGACACGAGCUACACGAGCUACACCAGCUACACGAGCUACACCAGCUCGGCCAGCCACGGCAAGACGGCCAGCUCGGCGUCGCUGGGCAGCGCCAUGGAGUCCGACGUGUGCGACGCGGCCUCGGACUGCAGCCGCGACGUGCGCUUCGCCGACCGGCGCACGGCGCGCUGCGACGGCCGCUCCAGCUCCGAGGAGACGCCCGGGCGGCCCGGCCCGCUCGUCCGCCAGAAGGCCGAGCAGGGCGAGGGCAUGCACGCAGGCAUGGCCGGCGGGCUGUGCGUCACCAAGACCGAGUCCUGCACCACCUCCCUGUCCGGCUCCACGUCGCAGGACUCGCUGCCCUCCGACAACGGCGGCGGCGCCAUCACCUACCACCGCUACUACCACGUCUUCAGGGAGGGCGAGCUGGACCAGCUCAUCGAGCGCUACGUCGAGAACCUCCACAUCAUCUCGUCCUACUACGACCACACCAACUGGUGCGUGGUGGCCGAGAAGGUGCAGGUGUGGACCAUCUAGACGCCCUCGAGCACGGCCAGCACGGCCAGCAGGGGGGUGGGGAUGUCCUUGGAGAGGACAUUCCAUCACAUACCUGGCAAUCAGUGGCGGAUCCAGAAACGGCCUGAGGGAG
This is a messenger RNA of Thrips palmi, 4355 nucleotides long. RefSeq lists its product as uncharacterized. Gene Ontology annotation, cellular component: nucleus; cytoplasm. The coding region runs from base 77 to 4243 and encodes 1388 amino acids. Lineage: Eukaryota; Metazoa; Arthropoda; Insecta; Thysanoptera; Thripidae. The record is from RefSeq and is a predicted model, not a curated record. Gene Ontology annotation, biological process: tRNA wobble uridine modification. Gene Ontology annotation, molecular function: tRNA binding; S-adenosylmethionine-dependent methyltransferase activity. The transcript has 18 exons.